UUCGCUGAUCAGCGCCUCGCGCUUCCCCGCACUCGACGUGUGGCUGCUAGAGCGGGCCGGCGCACGUGGAUGCAGGCUCGGCUUGAACCUCCGGAUAUGCACGGAGCAGCGCAUGUCGAUUGCAUGGGCGUAUUUCUUACGGUGAUCCUGGCGCAGUCCAUCUGCAUAUGGGUUGCUUCGCACGGCUAUGAAAGGACCAUAUACGUGGAUCCAAGGAAUACUGCAGGUGUCCCGAACAUAUUGAUGGGGAAGCAUGGAGCCAAAAUGGGCGUCAUCAACCCAAGUUGCGACAAUGCACAGUAUCACUUAGACGUUGACUACGGUGGAUCGCCUAAGGAAUACACUUGUACCAUGAAAGAAUUCCUGUGGUAUAUGACUGUCGGAGGCUGGCACCACUCAAUAUACAAGUGCAACCGGGUCAAAAAAGGAUACCGCCCUUAUCAUUACUGUAUGGACAAGAGGAUAAUAUACAGUGAUGCUAUACCCACACACGAAGGACACCGUCCCCUGUGGCCUGUGUACGGCGAAUACAAGUACGUGCCGCCACAGCGCUGGCUGCACAACAUCGAGCACGGAGCCGUGGUGAUGCUGUACCACCCGUGUGCACCAAUGUGGUUUGUGGAUAAGCUACGGAAGCUCGUAAGAGACUGCUUGCGAAAACACAUCAUAACUCCGUAUAGACAACUCACCCUUCAACGACCCCUGGCUCUGGUGGCGUGGCGCUGCAAGUUAGAGAUGAGUCACGUGAACACGAGAGAGGUCAUCAAAUUCAUCAAGGAACACGCCCUGAAAGGCCCCGAGGGACGCUUUUCCAUGGAGGGUCAGUACAGCUACAUGCUGCUUGCGAAAGCCCAUCCGCCGAGUGGAUCCGACAUGGACGACGCUAACCUGUGCCCAGCUGCUUGGGACAACUUGGACGAAUAGCGAUGCCUUUCUCGAGCGCGAUAUUCGCGGUGAUGCACUGUUGCCAAUGGCACCAGAACUUUCGAAACUUUGCAUGUAGAUGGCGCCGUUAAGCGGUUCGUUUUUUUCCUAAAUGUAAAUGAAAAUCCAUAAGUGUUCUCGUUUAACGACUGCUGCACCGAUGUAAACUUAGUACGUCGCCCUUAACUCCACCAGUUUAUUAUAUUUUAGUUAUUGCUAAAUAUCCUUUGUAUACUGAAGUAAAUGAAGUCUUGGCAUUGGUAUUUCGCAACCCUGCGACACCCAGCGUAGCAACAACCAAUACACAACUUCAUAAGCUGCAGCUGAGCAAGCCUCUGUAUUGAAUAAAAUAGUUCCUUUAAGAA
Messenger RNA from Dermacentor silvarum, 1289 nucleotides. RefSeq lists its product as uncharacterized. Gene Ontology annotation, cellular component: cytoplasm. Lineage: Eukaryota; Metazoa; Arthropoda; Arachnida; Ixodida; Ixodidae. The transcript has 10 exons. The record is from RefSeq and is a predicted model, not a curated record. The coding region runs from base 70 to 924 and encodes 284 amino acids.